Lotus japonicus is the source of this 1208-nucleotide messenger RNA. RefSeq lists its product as uncharacterized. The coding region runs from base 164 to 736 and encodes 190 amino acids. The transcript has a single exon. The record is from RefSeq and is a predicted model, not a curated record. NCBI's taxonomy places the organism in Eukaryota, Viridiplantae, Streptophyta, Magnoliopsida, Fabales, Fabaceae.
ACCUAUAUAAUGCAUACUACUAUUCCAUCAAUCUACCAUUACCAAGGACCCUAGAUAUAUAGUUGAAUUGAAUCCUAUAAAAACACACACAUAAACGCAACUUUCACAGCUUAAUUGAUUGAUUUUGAUUUUGCAUACCUUGUUGAAAAUUAUUGGUUCUGUUAUGGAUUUUGAGAAUCAAAGUGAUAAGUCAUGGAGCAAGGUUCUUCUUUCAAGAAGAUCCUCAAUUGGAUGCUCCUCUCGCAUCUCUUAUUAUAGGAGCAGUGGAGAAGGGGUUCCUUUUCAAUGGGAAAUGCAACCAGGGAUUGCAAAAGAACCACACAUAGAAGUGAUUCCUCCACUCACUCCUCCACCUGCAAUUCUCAGCAGGGGAUUUCCCAAGCCAUGUGUUUUGGAUCCUGAACCUUCAACAAGGACUUCAAGGCUGAAGUUUUGGAAGAAAAAGGUGAAAAUUGGAAAAAGCAAGAAGCCCCACCAAGAUGAUUGUUCCAAUGAAGAUUUUGAUGUGUUUUCAAGAUUAGAUUACAGCUCUGAUUCUGAAUCCAUGGUGUCGCCGCGUGGUUCAAGUUUUUCAUCUUCUUCUUCAUCAGUGUCGUUUGUGAAGAGUCGUCCUUCUUUUCAAUCAACUUGCUCAGAGACAGAGAGUUCUAUCUAUGGAAGAAGGUCCAUGAACAACUUAGGUUGCUUCCCCAUGCAUUUUAGCAGAAUUCUGGUUUCCAUUGCAAGACGAGAUUGAAAUAAGAUUAGACAUGUUGUGGAGUUAGUUCUGUUCUGUUUUUUACGUUUUGCAUUAGGAUUGAUGAUGUUCGCACACACUUCCACUCACAUUAUUCUUUGUAGACUGUAAAACAUUUAUUAUCUAUGCAUAAUUGGUGUAAUCAAACAUUCUGUUAUCUUUAACUCUUCAACUGAUGUGAAUGUGUCUGAUCGCAAAGCAUGUAAAAAAAAUUAGCUUACUCUGAUUAAGAAUAUGAUAGGACUAAAUUGUUAGGUAAAGGACUUGAGUCCCACAUUGGAAAUAUGAAAUCCAAAUGAGACGUUUAUAUAGCCUUGUACUCUACAUAAAGAAUGCCUAGCAAAUGUGGUAUGAUCUUCCUAUGGGUGUUACAGUCGAUGUGCAAGGGGUUGAAUAUAGUCUUACCGGGUCUGUAUCAACUACAGAUGCUAGGUUUUGUCGGCUAAUGAUACAUAUUCUAUUUUUUAGUUUU